AUGAUGCCCGCUAGAAUUGGUCACCUUCCCAUUACUAAUGAAAAUCCUCUGGGAGUUUCUUGGCAUGAUUCAGCUUGGAUUCCAUCAUUAAAUCCCUCAAACAUCAUGGAUUACUUCUCUGAAAGAUCAAAUCCAUUUUUUGACCGCACAUGCAAUAAUGAAGUUGUUAAAAUGCAAAGGCUUAGCAUGGAUCAGUUGCAAAAUAUGACUGGUUUAGAAUAUAUCUUGUUACAUGUACAAGAACCAAUUCUAUAUGUUAUUCGCAAGCAACAUAGACACAGUCCUAUGCAAACUAUACCUUUAGCUGAUUACUAUAUAAUUGCAGGGAUAGUCUAUCAAGCACCAGACCUUGCGAGUGUUUUAAACUCAAGAUUGCUUUCAGCCGUUCAUCAUCUGCAAUGUUCCUUUGAAGAAACUAUGUCCUAUUCAAAAUAUCACCCUAGUAAGGGAUACUGGUGGGAUUUCAAAGCAAACAAGCCAGGAGUGAGUCCAUUUAAUUCUGGACAGUCUGCUCCAAAGGAAGUUGCUAAUACAACCAAAGAGGAGCCAUCUACACUCUUUCAGAGACAACGAGUUGAUAUGUUACUAGCAGAGUUAGUGAGGCAAUUUCCAUUACCAGUAUUGUCCACAACUUCCAAUCAGACAAAUGGUGUGUCAGUAAAAACGGAAAACUCAAAUGAUAAGACUGAUAAAGCAGGGGAAGGAAAUGUAAACAACAUUACAAUUAAACAGGAACCCAUAGAUCCAAUGCAUUCAGAAAUGACAAAUGGAAAUAUGCGGCAACAUGUGGAAAUUAAACAAGAGAUAAAACAAGAAAACAUGAAGCCACCUCCGGAGAAAAAACCUAGAAAUCUUUAA
This is a messenger RNA of Leptosia nina, 858 nucleotides long. Lineage: Eukaryota; Metazoa; Arthropoda; Insecta; Lepidoptera; Pieridae. The record is from the annotation of a GenBank genome assembly.